UACCGUAGUCUCGGUUACUUCGAAGCAGCUCUACUAACUAUCACGGCUUUCAGACAUGGCCGUCUCCGCUUCUUCUUCUUCUUCUUCUUCCUUCUUCUAUAUUUCGAAAUUAGGUCUUUUUCUGUUUCUACAAUUUCUACAAAGUUACUUGUGUUCCAUGUUUUGAUUCAGCAGCCCUGCGACUCUGCUAGGGCUGCAAAUAAAAGUGAAACUCGAUUGUUAGAUAUGGUUUUCAAGGGAAGAUUUUUCUCUUCGAAGAAAUCGGGUUCGUCAAGCCCCGACGGAUCGAAUAGUCCUAAAACUGUAAGUUCGGAUUCUCCCGUCAGAUCGGAGAAGAAAAAGGUCAAAUCCGUGAAGGAAGAGCAGCAGAUCGGGAGCAGUGGAGGAAGCUUUGGUGCUGUUUUUCGACAGACGCAUGUUAAGGAUGGUGGUAAUCAGCCGACACAGCAACAGCAGAAGAAGAAGGAUAUCAAAGGGAAAGAAGCUCAGACUCCGUCGAAGCAGAAACCGACGGCAGUUCCCAGUUCUGCUACCAAUUCGUCUUCGAAAUUGCGAAAUGUUCCCGACUUAAAGGAGGCGCCUUCUUCCGUUUCACCAAUUCUUGCAUCGUCGCUUGGUUUGAAUCGAAUAAAGACGAGAUCAGGGCCAUUGCCGCAAGAGAGUUUCUUUGGUUAUCGUGCGGACAAGGGGUCUACUCUUUGUGGCAGCAAUCUAUCAAGGCCUGAUGCAGUUGGGAGGAGUUCUGGCAAGAAAGAGGAGGCUCUGAAAACAAAUAAGAUGGCUUCUCAGGACAAUGCGUUCUCUAGUGGUUGGGUGGACAACGGCAGCAACAGUGAUAGCAUGUCGACUGAGAGUGCACAGUCGAGAGACCAGAGCCCAAAUGUUCAGGUCCAAUCUCGUCUCAAGAAUGAUGACACCUCAACUGAAAUGGGGCAAUACGAUUCAUCAUGGGGCAAGUCUGGAGGCUUAAGAAGCACAGAUGUUUGUACUCCAGAGGCUUCAUAUGAUUGUGAAACACCGAAGGAGUCUGAAUCUCCUCGGUUUCAAGCCCUACUUCGGAUUACAAGUGCUCCUAGGAAAAGGUUUCCUGCUGAUAUAAAGAGCUUCUCUCAUGAACUGAAUUCCAAAGGUGUAAGGCCUUUUCCAUUUUGGAAGCCUCGAGGUUUAACCAAUUUGGAGGAGGUUUUGGUUGUCAUACGGGCAAAAUUUGACAAAGCAAAGGAAGAAGUGAACUCUGAUCUAGAAAUUUUUGCCGGAGAUUUGGUUGGAAUUCUUGAAAAGAACACAGAAACUCAUCUUGAAUGGCAGGAAAUCAUUGAGGAUUUGCUGAUUUUGGCACGUCGUUGUGCCGUUAUGUCACCUGGCGAGUUUUGGCUUCAAUGUGAAGGGAUAGUUCAGGAUUUGGAUGAUCGGCGUCAGGAGCUUCCUAUGGGUAUGCUUAAGCAGUUGCACACACGAAUGCUUUUCAUCCUCACCAGAUGUACCCGUUUGUUGCAGUUCCACAAGGAAAGUGGGUUAGCUGAGGAUGAGCAUGCUCUUGGUCUUCGUCAAUCUAGAGUUUUAUAUUCUGCAGAUAAACAAGCCCCAUCAGGCACAGGAAGGGAGGGGAAACGCCUCAAUGUUGCUAGGGGCUCAAAGGCAGCUUCCGCAAGGAAAUCUUAUAGUCAAGAGCAACAUGGCUUGGAUUGGAAGAGAGAACAUGCGAUGCAGCCCAAUUUCCUCUCACCUCCUGAUGCAGAAUCUCUAAAGACCACUGAAUCCCCUGCAAACAGGGACCGGAUUGCUUCUUGGAAGAAACUACCAUCUCCAGCUGCAAAGAACCAGAUAGAAUCUAUUUCAGCGAAGGGUGAACAGGUGGAUUCGUUAGAAAACAGGAGAGAAAGUUCUGAUGCAGUUGUGUCUAAGCCUCCUGAGCAUCCUCCUGCCAAAGAUUCCCCUGGACAUACCCCCCAACCUUCCAAGCACCAGCACAAGGUUUCUUGGGGCUACUGGGGUGAUCAGCAGAAUCUUUCUGAUGAUACUUCGAUCAUUUGUCGCAUUUGUGAGGAGGAAGUUCCAACCUCUCAUGUAGAAGACCAUUCAAGAAUAUGUGCAAUUGCUGAUGGAUGUGAUCAGAAAGGUUUAAGUGUUAAUGAGCGUCUUAUCAGGAUUGCCGAAACUCUUGAGAAAAUGAUUGAGUCAUUUUCACAGAAGGACUUGCAGAAUGCAGUUGGAAGCCCAGAUGUUGCAAAAGUUUCAAACUCAAGUGUUACUGAAGAAUCUGAUGGUCUAUCUCCAAAACUCAGUGAUUGGUCCCGCAGGGGUUCAGAGGAUAUGCUUGAUUGUCUUCCUGAGGCUGAUGAUUCUGUUUUCAUGGAUGACCUAAAGGGUCUGCCAUUGAUGUCAUGUAAAACACGUUUUGGUCCUAAAUCUGAUCAAGGGAUGACAACAUCAUCUGCAGGUAGCAUGACUCCUCGAUCUCCAUUAUUGACCCCAAGGAGCAGCCAUAUCGACUUGCUAUUGGCAGGAAAGGGUGCAUAUUCUGAACAUGAAGAUCUUCCACAGAUGAAUGAACUCGCAGAUAUUGCUAGAUGUGCUGCAAAUUCUCCCAUGGAUGAUGAUCAGUCUAUGCCAUAUUUGGUGUCCUGUCUUGAAGACCUACGGGUUGUAGUUGACCAUAGGAAGCUAGAUGCACUAACUGUGGAGACAUUUGGAGCACGCAUAGAGAAAUUGAUCAGGGAGAAAUACUUGCAGCUUUGUGAGCUAGUUGAUGAUGAGAAGGGUGAUAUAACAAGCACUGUAAUUGAUGAAGAUGCCCCCUUGGAAGAUGAUGUGGUUCGUAGUUUGAGAACAAGCCCUAUUCACUCUUCAAAGGACCGCACUUCUAUAGAUGACUUUGAAAUAAUAAAACCAAUCAGUCGUGGGGCAUUUGGUCGGGUUUUUUUGGCGAAGAAGAGAACAACGGGUGAUCUUUUUGCAAUAAAGGUUCUUAAGAAGGCAGAUAUGAUCCGUAAGAAUGCUGUUGAGAGUAUUUUGGCUGAGCGUGACAUCUUGAUUUCAGUCCGCAAUCCUUUUGUGGUGCGCUUUUUCUAUUCUUUUACAUGCCGUGAUAACUUAUAUCUUGUCAUGGAAUACUUGAAUGGAGGAGAUCUGUAUUCAUUGUUGAGGAAUUUAGGAUGCUUGGAUGAAGAUGUUGCUCGCAUAUAUAUUGCUGAAGUUGUGCUUGCUCUGGAAUAUUUGCAUUCGCUACAUGUAGUUCAUCGUGAUUUGAAGCCCGAUAAUUUGUUGAUAGCACAUGACGGUCAUAUUAAGUUGACAGACUUCGGGCUGUCAAAGGUUGGUCUCAUCAACAGCACGGAUGAUUUGUCUGGUCCAGCAGUUAGUGGGACAUCUUUAUUGGAGGAGGAUGAACCACAAUUAUCGGCAUCCGAGAAAUUGAAUCAGCGGGAAAGACGGCAAAAACGUUCGGCUGUGGGAACUCCUGAUUAUUUGGCUCCAGAGAUACUCUUAGGAACUGGACAUGGAACAACGGCUGAUUGGUGGUCUGUGGGUGUUAUUCUUUUUGAGCUGAUUGUUGGCAUUCCUCCCUUUAAUGCAGAACAUCCGCAGAUUAUUUUUGACAAUAUACUCAAUCGUAAAAUUCCUUGGCCCCGGGCGCCUGAAGAAAUGAGUCCUGAAGCACAAGAUCUAAUUGAUCGAUUAUUGACGGAAGAUCCUCAUCAGAGACUUGGAGCUAAAGGAGCGUCAGAGGUGAAGCAACAUGUAUUCUUCAAAGAUAUCAACUGGGACACACUUGCCAGGCAGAAGGCUGCAUUUGUUCCGGCUUCAGAGAGCGCACUUGAUACAAGCUACUUCACAAGCCGAUACUCCUGGAAUACUUCGGAGGAUCGUGCUGAUGCACCCAGUGAAUUUGAUGAUUCUAGCGACAGUGGUAGCUUGAGUGGCAGCAGCAGCUGCCAAAGCAAUCGCCAGGAUGAACAGGUAGAAUAUAUUGAACAGGGAGAUGAAUGCGGAGGUCUUGCUGAGUUUGAGUCUAGUUCGUCUGUCAAUUACUCAUUUAGUAAUUUCUCAUUCAAGAAUCUCUCCCAGCUUGCGUCAAUCAACUAUGAUUUGCUUUCAAAGGGAUGGAAGGAUGAACCCUCUGCAAACCAUGGUGCUUAACUACCCAUGUCUCGGCGGAAAAACCAAAGUGGGUUUUGACGCUUGGUCAACAUUUGAGCCUUGAGGGAUCCCAUUCACCUCAGUGGUUGCGUUGUACAGCCUGUAAAUAGAGAAGCUUGAGUAGACAAACUGUGGGGAUGUGCUCUUUCCUGAUGUAGGCUAUUGCACCACAUUGUGGGGCUUCAAUUUUAGUCUGAGUGAGUUAUUUCUUUUGAGGACCUCUCUGUACAUUGAUACAUGCCUCAGGGUGGGCCUUCAGAUGUAAACAUGCGGUUUGACGGUUUCUCUACCAUAAGCAAAGAGAUGACAUCCCUUUUACUGAUGUGUAUUUCUCUCAGAGCAUGAGUUAUGAAGUUAAUAUGCUGACCGAAACUGAAUAUAACUCGUGGCUUCAAAAAGUUUAGUUCCCCGUCCUAUGGGGUUAAAAUUUCCUUUUUUCUUGAAAUUUAAAAGGCAUGCAAGCAACAUGAA
Telopea speciosissima is the source of this 4611-nucleotide messenger RNA. RefSeq names its product probable serine/threonine protein kinase IREH1. NCBI's taxonomy places the organism in Eukaryota, Viridiplantae, Streptophyta, Magnoliopsida, Proteales, Proteaceae. Gene Ontology annotation, biological process: peptidyl-serine phosphorylation; intracellular signal transduction. Bases 226 to 4140 code for a protein of 1304 amino acids. Gene Ontology annotation, molecular function: protein serine/threonine kinase activity; ATP binding. The record is from RefSeq and is a predicted model, not a curated record. The transcript is spliced from 18 exons.